Messenger RNA from Physeter macrocephalus (sperm whale), 2269 nucleotides. RefSeq names its product growth arrest specific 8 (gene GAS8). Lineage: Eukaryota; Metazoa; Chordata; Mammalia; Artiodactyla; Physeteridae. Gene Ontology annotation, molecular function: microtubule binding; small GTPase binding. The transcript is spliced from 11 exons. Gene Ontology annotation, biological process: flagellated sperm motility. Gene Ontology annotation, cellular component: microtubule; motile cilium; Golgi apparatus. The record is from RefSeq and is a predicted model, not a curated record. The coding region runs from base 71 to 1507 and encodes 478 amino acids.
UGGAGACCGCGCAGCCUGGGCUGGGCUGGCGCGUUGGUCUGCGGGUCGUGGCCUGCGGGACUCCGGAGCCAUGGCGCCCAAAAAGAAAGGGAAGAAAGGGAAAGCCAAAGGCACCCCGAUUGUUGAUGGUCUCGCUCCAGAGGACAUGAGCAAGGAACAGGUGGAGGAGCACAUUGGCCGCAUCCGGGAGGAGCUGGACCGUGAACGCAAGGAGCGCAAUUACUUCCAGCUGGAGCGGGACAAGAUCCACAGUUUCUGGGAGAUCACGCGGAGGCAGCUGGAGGAGAAGAAGGCUGAACUGAGGAACAAAGACCGGGAGAUGGAGGAGGCUGAGGAGAGGCACCAGGUGGAGAUCAAGGUCUAUAAGCAGAAGGUGAAGCACUUGCUGUACGAGCAUCAGAACAGCCUGAUGGAGAUGAAGGCGGAGGGCACUGUGGCCAUGAAGCUGGCGCAGAAGGAGCGCCGCGCGCAGGAGGGGACCCUGUGCAGGGACAUGCGGGCGCUGCAGGUGGGGCUGAAGGAGCAGGAGCUGGCCAGCGAAGUGGUGGUGAAGAACCUAAAGCUGAAACACGCCGAGGAGAUCACCAAGAUACGCAAGGACUGCGAGCGGCAGGUGCGAGAAAUCGAGGCCAAGUACUAUAAGAAGGUCAGGAUGCUUAGGGACGAGCUUGAGCUGCGCAGGAAGACAGAGAUCCACGAGGUGGAGGAGAGGAAGAAUGGCCAGAUCAGCAUGCUUAUGCAGCGCCACGAGGACGCCUUCACGGACAUCAGGAACUAUUACAACGAAAUCACCUUCAACAACCUGGCUCUCAUCAGCUCCCUCAAGGAGCAGGUGCAGGACAUGCGGAGGAAGGAGGAGCACCUGCAGAAGGAGAUGACGGAGGUGUCCGCGCAGAGCAGGCGCCUGGCAGACCCCCUGCAGAAGGCUCGGGACGAGAUGACUGAGAUGCAGCAGCAGCUCAGGGGCUACCAGAGGGACAAGCAGACCCUGCUGUGCACGAAAGCCCGUCUGAAAGUCGCCGAGAAGGAGCUGAAGAGCCUGCGGUGGGAGCGCGAGGUGCUGGAGCAGCGCUUCCUCAGGGUGCAGCACGAGCGUGACGAGCUGUACCGGAAGUUCACCGCGGCCGUCCUGGAGGUGCAGCAGAAGGUGGGCUUCAAGAGCCUUGUCCUGGAGCGCAAGGUACAGGCCCUGGCCACCGCGGUGGAGAGGAAGGAGGUGCAGCUCGACGAGGUGCUGGCGGCCUCCAACCUGGACCCUGCGGCCCUGACCCUCGUGUCCCGCAAGCUGGAGGACGUUCUGGAAUCGAAGAACAGCACCAUCAGGGACUUGCAGUACGAGCUGGCCCGGGUCUGCAAGGCCCACAAUGACUUGCUGCGUACCUAUGAGGCGAAGCUCCUGGCCUUUGGGGUCCCCCUGGACAACGUGGGCUUCAAGCCCCUGGAGACGGCUGUGAUCGGGCAGACACUGGGCCAGGGCCCCGCAGGACUCGUGGGCACCCCAACGUAGCCCCUGCCCGGGGCCACUGCCCGAUGACACCCCCCCUCACGCACCGAGGACAGCAGGUAUUGUUCUGUGGACAUGCGUCGUCAGCAAAUGAAGGUUUUCACAAGUGCUGCGUGUCCUGUUGGCGUGGCUGUGUGGAGAGGCGCCCCCAGGGCCCACGGUGCUGUCUGGCCCCUUUCCCGAGCCGACCAGCUCUGUGCGCACACCCGCCGCCAUCCCACCUGGGGCUGGGCAGCUCCAGCCGAGCGUGCCUAGUGACCGCAGCUGCCUCGCAGAUGCCAGCAGCAACUUUAGCGAAGCCCGAGUGACAGCUGCCACUGGGAAAUCGGGGCCAGAACGUCCCCGGGAAGGGUGACCCUGGUGCCCGCGAGCAACAAGCCCGUCCUGCUGGUCGGGGGCGGCUCAGCCUGCCGGGUGACGGCUCCGGGCUCGCGGGCCGGCUGCCGGUCAGCCACUAGCUCCCUUGGUACGUGGUGUAAGACCACGGGCUCAGCAGCAGCGGUACGUGGAACUUGUGGGUCUCGUUUGUGAUGGUGAAAACGACCUGCGGGCAGAGGGGACACCGGGAGAGCCAGGGGCCAGCAUGGAGCGCCCUCAGCCUGGCCCCAGGGCUGCCGUGGACUCAGCAGCCCAGACGGCUGGCCUGGGGCUGCGGCUGGGGGGCAGGAGCCCCCGGGCCAGCUGGGGGGCGGUGGGUGUGGCUGGGUCCUCCCCAGAGAAAGCACGCGAUCUGAGGGGCCCUGGGCCUGCAGGUUCCCGGGGGUU